GCUCGAAUGAUGGCAACCAUUGGGGUAACUCGAGGCUUAGGAGACCAUGAUCUCAAAGUUUACAACUCCAACAUCCACAUUAAACCUUUCUUAUCUUGCGUUCCAGAGGUGCACAUUUAUGAUCUCACACAGUAUGAGCACUGCCCUGAUGAUGUGCUGGUGCUGGGCACUGAUGGCCUCUGGGAUGUCACUAGUGAUCAAGAGGUGGCCAUGGUGGUCAUUGAUGUAUUGAUGGGCUAUGAGCCCAAUGAUCCUUGCAGGUAUACCAUGGCAGCCCAGGAGUUGGUAAUGAGAUCCAGAGGGGUUCUGAAGGAUCGUGGCUGGAGGCUGGCCAAUGACAAACUGGGCUCUGGAGAUGAUAUUUCUGUUUUUGUUAUUCCCUUGGGUGGUCCAGGAAACUAUUCCUGAACUCUGAGCCUCCAGUAUACAGAGUUCUUGAUUUAAAAUGGUAAAAAAUGCAACUUAACUGAAGAUUGUAGAUUCCCUUGCUGUUGAAAUAUUUUUGUUUCACAAGUCUUCAGAAGUGGAUUAUAAAACCCAAUCAUAAAGACUUCAGUUUACAUCAGUUUUCAUCUUUUUCAAGCAAGUGAGAGCCGUGACACAUAGCCGAAAUCAAAGCCUUUCAAGAAUUACUACCAUAAGUUCUUGAAGUCCUCUGGAAAUCUUUAAUUCUCAGGGCUGUGUGAAAUCUGGGGUGUGGUGCCAGAGAAAGAAAACUGACUGUGGGUUCCACUGGCAUGGAAAUGGUCUUCAUACUGAUUGUUAGUCCUGGAGUAUCCUUGAUCCAUUACAGUACUGAAUCACUUGUAAAUAUUUAUUUUGCCCCAUGACUAUAAAUGGACAAUUCAGAAUGCCAAGGACCACCUCAUUCUGAUUCACAAUGGCAAUUGUGCCUACUUGUCUAGAAAAUACUGUCUUACUUGGCAAUUAAUUGUAUGUGAAUUGCUAAAAAAUAAUGUCAACUAAGUGUUGUUGACUGAUUGCUAGUUAUUUCUCAGAUUUCUCCCAGGCAGAAUAUGCGGUUUUUCCCUCCAAAAGUUGGAUUUCAGGUUGAAUACUAAGUAAGAACUCAUUUUAAAAGUAUCUCUUUAUUUAGCAGGGAUUUUUCUGUAUCAUAUUAAAUACUGUACAUCAUUUAACAAAAUUUGCUAAUUUUAUAGGAGUCUCUCCUCUGAAUGGCAGUGGGUGGGUACAACUGAUUUCUACUCUAGAGAAUAUUGUUGAACAAGAUCUUACCUUGUAUUUCUUCCUCCACAAAGUGGUGGAACAUCUGGUGAUCUAAAUCAACAACUGAGCCUUAAAUAACAAUAUAGAGUCAUUUUCUGCAGGAUAGGGCAUUUCAAAUAUGUACCUAAGGCAACUACAUCUAUAGUUAACAUUAUAGAAGAGAUUUUAUUUCUAGUUCAGAUCACCUGUGUUCUUUUAUGAAACAUUCAAAAAUUUCUGCAUCUCAGCUCUACCUCUACAGCCCAGAGCCCUGAGUUCUUGGCUUAAUGAAUAAAACAUAUUCUGUACUGAUUUAAAUCUGUCUGGCAAUGGUAGCUACACUUUAUAACUUGGUAACUAUUUCAGUUCAAAGGGACCCAGCAACUCACAAUCUGCAAUUUACAAUACAGGUGUGAGCAAUUGAGUGAUAAAACACAACAAAGGGGGGGAGGGUUGAAGACUCUCACAUUUAUUAAAAACAUUCAUGGAUCACCUCUAAUUCAGGAAAAGUAUAUGUAAUGACAAACUUGUGCAUCUUUAGAAAACUCCUUUUUCCAUUUACUGCAAAAAAAUAACAUGGCUAUCUCUCCAGAAAUGAAUGGGUUUUUUU
Messenger RNA from Protobothrops mucrosquamatus (brown spotted pit viper), 1816 nucleotides. RefSeq names its product protein phosphatase 1J. The record is from RefSeq and is a predicted model, not a curated record. NCBI's taxonomy places the organism in Eukaryota, Metazoa, Chordata, Lepidosauria, Squamata, Viperidae. Gene Ontology annotation, molecular function: protein serine/threonine phosphatase activity. The annotation marks the transcript as partial. Gene Ontology annotation, biological process: protein dephosphorylation. The transcript has 3 exons.